CCGUGCCCUUUUACGCGGGCACAUCAGAACCCCCCCCCCUCCCCCCCCCCCAUUGGCUGCGUACGGUGCGAAAUAAGUUGGACGUGCGUACGUAACACUUGCGCUCUAGCUUUUGCAAAGCAUUUUAAUUUAGCUCGGGGCCAAGCUAGGGACGGGCCUGAUAACCCGUUGGUUGUGGUUGUAUGAUUCCACGGUGGCUAGGAGGUGUUCGCUCCCUCGCCUGGUAUGCAGGAGGUCGUGGGUUCGAUCCCGACCCUGUGACAACCUGUUGUGUAUUUGGCGUUUGCGUGUCUCUCUCUCAUCGUCACGGUGGUGAGAUGCUAGCUCCCUCGCCUGGUAUGCAGGAGGCCGUGGGUUCGAUCCCGACCCUGACGCCUGCUGCUGCUGUAUAUUUGGAGUUUGUAUGUACUCCCCGUGUUCGUGUGUACUUUUUUUUGCGGGUCCUCUGUUUUUUCCCUCCACAUUUAGAAUCAACAUCACGCGUUGAUAGCGUUUGGCUGCUGCACAUUGCCACGUGACAAUAAGCCACUUUGCUGAGCUGUCAUUUGUGAUAUAGCCAGAUCGCUUCUGAAAAAUGACUUUGUAGUUCAGUGGGCCUUACCUGCUUAAAUAAAAGUAUUUCAGUUUAGAAUGAAAAAAAAUAAAAAUAGGUUUUACCCUUUAUAUUUGGUGUUAAGAGGUUCAAACACCAAAUAGAACCCUUGUGCAAGGAAUCGGGUCUGCAUUAACUGCACGUACUUGCGGUGAACGUGCGAACAAACACGCUCUGAUUGGCCUACACAUCAGAGACAGCAGCCAUCUUUAGGGCCUAGUCUCAACCAGCGUCAGACCAGAGGACAACUCCUUAAGGUGAACAGCACAAAGACAAUGCCACUAUCAUCAGGGCGUUCAGAGCUUGGGGUCAGCAGACACAACAUUGGGACCUUUUUUUGUUUUCGUUUACAGUUAAGUUCAUUUCAUGUUCUGCAUCACCAUCAAUCAGUCGUGCAUCUCAAGAAAGUAAUUUGUCGUCGACCCCGUGGUGUCAGGAACGGGCCCACGUGUGCUGGAUCAAGGUACAGGGAAUCCUCUACUUACCAACGAGACGCCGCCGCCGCCUCCUCCUCCUCCGCCGCCGGCACCGCCGCCGCCGCCGAUGCAGCCGCGCCGCCGGCGGGAGUCUCCCUCCACGAGGCGCUGUUCGGACAGGCGCCGUCGGGGAACCUCUGUCACCACCGCCGCUUACGCUUGCGCCGCCCGGCCGUGUUUUCUGGCCUCGCCCGCUCGUGGCCGGCGAUGGGCUGGAGCCCCGCGGCACUGGCGGCCACGAUGGGCGAGCGCCAGCUCAUGUUCCGCGUCGGGCCCAAGCGGCGCGCUCCCGAGUCGGCGGCGGAGACGGAGCCCGAGUUCGAGACGGAGUGCGGCCACGUCCUCGCCACGGUGGCGGAGUUUGUCGCGUGGGUCGGCGACGAAGAUGGGGACGACGAAGGGGCGAAGGCAGGGGGCGACGAUGGGGACGACGAUGGGGUGAACGAACGGGUGGGCGAUGAGGAGGUGAACAAAGUGGCCGGCGACGAUGGGGUGAACGAACGGGUGGGCGACGAUGGGGUUAACGAAGGGGCGGGCGACGAGGGGGUGAACAAAGUGGCCGGCGACGAGGGGGCGGGCGACGAUGGGGUGAACGAAGGGGCGAAGCAAGGGGCGGGCGACGAUGGGGUGGCCGCCAAAGGGGCGAGACGAACGGCCCGGGGCGUUGGCGCCCUGCGCGGAGUGUCGCGCCGCGACUCGUGGCUCUACGCCGACUACAUGCACAUGGCGCUGCUCUUCCGGGACCACCCCGACUUGCUCAAGGGGCUGCGCUGGGAGGAGCUGGGCUUCCUGGGCCGGAACGGGGCCGACAGCACGCUGUGGCUGGGCAGCGAGGGGGCCAACACGCCCUGCCACUUUGACACCUACGGCUUCAACCUCGUGCUGCAGAUCUACGGCCGGAAGCGCUGGCACCUGUUUCCCCCGGGCGACUCGCCCUUCCUGCAGCCGACGCGGGUCCCCUACGAGGAGUCGAGCGUCUUCAGCCGCGUGCACCCGCUAAGCCCAGGCCACCGGCGCUCACAGCGGCUUAGCCGGGCGCACCACCACCGCGUCACGCUGUCGCCUGGCCAGAUUCUGUUUGUGCCGCCCCUCUGGUGGCACUACGUGGAGAGCCUGGACCAGGCCACGGUGAGCGCCAACACGUGGGUGGAGCUGGAGUCGGACCACGAGGCUCGCCUGCAGGAGGCCCUGGCUCGGAUCGUCGUCUGCGCCAUCAAGACCCAGCCUCACCCCGACAACAUGACUCGCUGGCUCAACCCCUCCGAGGAUGACGACGUCAGCUACGAGACGAACCUCCGCUACCUCAACGCGGCUCUCCGAGCGCUGCCCGGCUCCUCGCAGUCGGAAGCCGGCCCCGGGCGCCACGGCGGCUCCUGCCGAGCGAAGAAGCGCAAGGCCGACGAGCCGGCGCUCGACAGCUGCAGCUGCAGCUGCCGCCGCCAGACUACGGGGGGCGAAUCUCCGUCGGAAGAUCACGAGGGGGGCGGCGCUCCGAGCAUGCCGUGCGGCGCUUUCCUCGUCCCAUUGGAUCCCGGUUCCGACUCCCCGACCUUCGACCCGGAACCCGCAGCGCGCGAGAGCCAGGGGGUUGCCGCGGGUCGCGGGGACGUUGCCGGAGGUACCGGCGAGGCCGUCGCCGUGGAUACGGACACGCUGCUGGAGUGCGUCGCCCACCCGGACGUGGUGAGGGAGAUCGCGAGGCUGCUGAGGCAGCGGCUUCGCGUGUAGGCAGCUCGCUGGCGGCGGCUUCGGUCGACGCCGCGCACGAACGUGCACGAACGCCCUCUCGCGUGUUUAAAUUGCGGGGAAAGGAGAACGGGGCACAAGGCGGCGCGGGGAGCAACGCACACAUGGUGGGGAUUGCAAACUUAAUGCGGGUGUCGCAGCCGAGCAAACGGAUCUCGCGCGACUCGAUCGCCCGCACGCACGCACGCGACUGCUUUGUCCGCAUCUCGACGGGCAGUUGCAUCGGGGGGGCUUGGCUAAAGCGCGACUCUCACCCUCUCUACGGCUGCCCAACCCCCCGCUCUGCGUUGUACUGCACGGCGAGGGAGGAGGCGAGGUGGGAGGGGGGGGGGGAGGCGAAUGGAGGGUGAAGGGGAAGUGUGGUGGCAUUGCCGGCGCCCGCCACGGAGAGGCCGGGGGAAACGAUGGCGUGCCCUGGAACUACGGGCGACGUGUGGGGGAAGCGUCCCCGAGGUCGAUGGCAGGCUCCUUGCCAAGGCCUCGGCCUGUAGAGGCCGUCAAGAACGAAAAGUGGCGGUUCAACCGGUGAAACGUCCAGAGUGGCCUUGGAAUGGUUUCACGACAGCUGCUUGUCCGUACGGUGGCUUUUAAUAUCACACCUUACGAGGUCGCACUCAUUACAAAGUGCUGGCCACAAAUAAACCACGGUGCCUCGCUGAUGUCAGGGAGGGUAAAUCAACAUCCUCGCAGCAGCAGCAGCAGCGGCUUUUGGCUGCUGGCCGUCGAACAAAGACGGUUGUCACCGCAUCGUCGCGCGGCGCUUUCAGAUGCGCGCUUC
Messenger RNA from Petromyzon marinus (sea lamprey), 3592 nucleotides. RefSeq names its product HSPB1 associated protein 1 (gene HSPBAP1). Lineage: Eukaryota; Metazoa; Chordata; Hyperoartia; Petromyzontiformes; Petromyzontidae. The record is from RefSeq and is a predicted model, not a curated record.